Messenger RNA from Leguminivora glycinivorella, 3268 nucleotides. It is a transcript of the gene Rev1, whose product is annotated as DNA repair protein Rev1. Gene Ontology annotation, biological process: error-free translesion synthesis; error-prone translesion synthesis. The coding region runs from base 201 to 2945 and encodes 914 amino acids. The transcript has a single exon. Lineage: Eukaryota; Metazoa; Arthropoda; Insecta; Lepidoptera; Tortricidae. The record is from RefSeq and is a predicted model, not a curated record. Gene Ontology annotation, cellular component: nucleus. Gene Ontology annotation, molecular function: DNA-directed DNA polymerase activity; deoxycytidyl transferase activity; damaged DNA binding.
CAGAAAAAUAUUUUUCCCAUAGUAUUUCCACCAAAUUAAGGGUUUUAAGGAUUGUGUUAACUGACAACACUAACAUUGUAAACGUCAAAUUGACAGCACUAAAUACGACGCGGGAACGGGUACAUACAUACAUACUUUUAGCGAUAAUUCCCCAAAAACUUUAAUUAAAUUUGAUAGUGAGGUUACAUACAAGUCUUACUAUGAGACGACGUGACGAUAAAUUCCCCGACAAUGGCUUUGAAGCCUGGGGCGGGUACAUGAACGCGAAAAUUUCCAAAUUGGAAGAGCAAUUUGCUUCCAGAGUGGGCAGUGAACAAGAAGUAUUGUCGGAUAUAUUCAGUGGGGUAAGCAUAUAUGUUAAUGGAUACACAAUCCCCUCUGCAGACGAACUAAAAACUCUUAUGGCUAAACAUGGUGGUGUUUAUCACACUUAUCAGAGAAGUGAUGAUUUCAUUAUAGCAUCUAAUUUACCUGAUACAAAAGUUAAGAAUAUGUCGUUAGUUAAAGUAGUAAGGCCAGAAUGGAUCACAGACAGUAUCGCUGCAAGUAAGCUGCUGGAUUAUAGGGAUUACUUAUUGUAUGGGAACUCUAGAUUGCAACCUCGGCUGAACUUUGCUAAAGUCAAAAGUGAUCCAGUAGUUGAUUGCAAACCAUCAACAAGUAUGUUAGAGAGCACUGUCAUUAAAGAUCAUGAUGAGAAGUUAAUUGACUUUCCCAUUGUUGAUACCAAGCAAGCAAAUGUUACAGGAGAUUUGCCAAAAAGAACGGACCACUCUACAAAAACAGCAGCAGAUCCUAAUUUUAUUUCAGAAUUCUAUAAUAAUUCCCGAUUACAUCAUAUUUCACAACUUGGAGCAUGCUUUAAACAGCAUGUAAAUGAUCUGAGAGAGACAAGCAAUUUCCAGUUUCCUGCUCGAACACAGUUAAAGGAGAGAGUUCUUACAUUAAAUAAUGCUAAUUGCCUGUCACAAGUAACAUUUGAAGGUGGAAAGACUAUUAUGCACAUAGAUAUGGACUGUUUCUUUGUAUCAGUAGGAUUAAGAAAGAGACCAGAUCUGCGAGGGAAGCCUGUGGCAGUCACACACUCCAAGGGUGGACAAGGGAGACCUAAAAGAGCAGGAGUAGACAGAGAUACAGAAUUCAAUCUGUACAGAGAAAAGCAAGCUAAAAAGCUAGUAAAGGCUACUGGUAUUGAUGAAGAUAUCAAAUUAGAAACUAGAGUAGAUGCCAUUGGAGAUGAGGAUGACAAAUAUGGAUCCAUGAGUGAAAUAGCAUCAUGUUCAUAUGAGGCUCGGGCAAAGGGCAUUGGCAAUGGCAUGUUCAUGGGUGCAGCUUUAAGAUUAUGCCCAGACUUACAAACCAUUCCUUAUGAUUUUGAUGGCUACAAAGAAGUGGCUUACACACUAUACAACACUGUGGCUCAAUACACUCUGAAUAUUGAGGCAGUGUCUUGUGAUGAAAUGUAUGUGGAUUGUAGUGAGUUAUUAAAGGAUUUAGAUAUUACUGUUCAGGACUUUGCAACAAUAUUAAGAGAAGAAAUAAGAAGUAAAACAGGAUGUCCUUGUUCAACUGGAUUUGGAGGCAACCGUUUGCAGGCUAGGCUAGCCACAAAGCGGGCAAAACCAGACGGACAGUUUUUUCUAUCUGCAGAUCUUGUUGAAGAUUUCAUUUUUAAUAUUAAGCUGAGAGAUCUACCAGGAGUAGGGAGGCAAACUGCUUCAAAAUUGGAAUCACUUGGCCAUCAGACAUGUGGGUCUUUACAGAGUUUCAGUUUAACUUCUUUGCAACAUCACUUAGGUAUGAAAACAGGCCUUCAAUUGUAUGAUCAGUGCAGAGGUCGAGAUAAUAAUGCUCUAACAUUCCAUACAGUGAGAAAGUCUGUUUCAGCUGAAGUUAAUUACGGAAUACGAUUUGAAAAUAAUCAGCAGUGUAUAGAGUUUUUAAAGCAAUUGUCAGCUGAAGUCCACACUAGGAUGGUACAGUUCAAAGUGGUAGGUAAAUGUAUAACUCUGAAACUAAUGGUAAGAGAUGAAGAAGCACCAGUAGAAACUGCAAAGUUUUUGGGGCAUGGGUUUUGCAAUGUCAUAAACAAGUCCACUUCAUUACUUAAUGCUACAAACGAUGCAGAAAUAAUAACUAAAGAAAUAAUCUCUCUGUGUAACAAACAAAAGAUAGACCCUAAAGAAAUGAGGGGAAUAGGUAUACAAGUAACAAAAUUAGAAUCUUUAGCAAAUAAGGGUCAAACAAAAGGAGCUAUGAGCAAAUAUCUUGUCAAUACGAAUUCAGUUAAAUGUGAAAGUAAAAAUACGAUAGAUCAUCCAGUAAUCGCAAAUAAAGUAAAACCCGAGCCGGCUCUGAAGCCAGCAACACCCAAAAAAACAAAAGCGCAAUCUCCCAAAAAAUCUCCAGUUAUAGGCUCUAAUAAAACCUCUCCUGUUGCCUCUGGGAAAAGGCGAGGAAGGCCUCCCAAAAAUCUAUCCUUGAAAGCUAAGGCCUCAACUUCCAAAAAUCUUAUGAGUAAAUUUUUACAUGGGCAGAAUACCUAUAACCCACCAUACAAACCACCUAUACCACUGCAGGUGCAGACUGUAGUUAAACAAGAAAAAAAGGAAGUUAAAAAAGAAGCUGAGAAAGUUGAGAAAGAAUCUGCUCCUAAUCAGGGUUUACUAGAUCUCCCAUGGGACAAAGUUAGAGAACUGCUAAGAGCUUGGCUAGAGAGUGGUCAAACUCCCUUACCCUACGAUAUAAAUUUAAUCAUCACAUAUAUGCGGGAAAUGGUUAUCAAUAAAAACAUAGACAAGUUAAACAUACUUUUGAACUUUGUGAGGAGGAGAAUUCGAGAAAUGGAUAAUAGCAGUUGGAUGGAAGUCUAUGAGAACAUAAUGGAACAAGUCCAAAACGCAAUGGUUGCUGUUUACGGCAAAAAACUGUGGGUUGGUACCUAAUUAACAUUACGCAUAAACGACACAAAACAGGGAAAGAGGCUAGCCAGCUCCGUGGCGAACAAAACGCAAAUGGCUCUAGAAUAACUGCGAUACGGUACAGAACGUGACCGAUUUUCAACAACUUGUCUAAGCGUAAGCACAUACAGCGGCCAUAAAACGGCACGAUGCCCAUAAGCCAUAAGGAUGUUGAAUAAAAAGGGUUAAAGGCGACCAAAGACAUAUGUAACUCCGUAUAGACGGAUAAGGUCUAAGAAAAAAACGUACCUCAAAGCCAUAGAGAAAAAGGUACGGUGGCCAAGAUGGCGUUACACCUUUGGGGAACG